Moneuplotes crassus is the source of this 1702-nucleotide messenger RNA. Lineage: Eukaryota; Ciliophora; Spirotrichea; Euplotida; Euplotidae. The record is from the annotation of a GenBank genome assembly.
CUGUAGAAAUAAAAAUAUUGAAAAUUUUCUAAAGAUGGAAUGGCCUAAUCUAGCUGAGAUGAAACGUAACCUCAAUCACUUCUGGGAGGUGCUUUAUAAAGAGUAUACAGAACCUCAUAUGUCCAAAUACCACAAGGAACAAGUCUUUGGGAAGAUUAAAAAGAAAGUAUUCGAAGGGCGGUCAAGACAGAUCAAGAGGGCCAAGGAAGAAGGGAAGACCUUCAAAGGCGGGGUUAAAGACCCAGCAGUCGGCAUGGGCUCCUGGACUGACCUGAACGCCUAUAAUUUGGACAAUAAUGACCUGGAUUAUGUGGUCUAUAAGAAAUAUUUAAUGAAGUUGGCGGAACUUGAGAAGAAAAUUUUAGUGGAGGUUGAGAGUGGGAAGAGGAAGGAGUUUAAGAGAGCGAAGAGUAAGAAGAGGUUUUCGGUUUCGACAGCGAAGGUGUGUCGGAGGUUGAGUGGAGUUAAGAAGAGAAAGAAGGGGUUAAAUUUUAAGAAGAACAAAUUAUGGAGGCUCAAAACCCAGAACAAAGUCAUUCUUACUUCAAGAGACAGGGACAUAACCAGGAAGGAUUAUGAAAGUAGAGAUGAGCAUCAGAAGAAGCAGGUCAAACAUUUAGACCUCGGCCUUGGAAUCACAAGGGACCAGUAUUUCGACUACCUCCUUGCUAAUGACCCUACUUUUCUUGGCUUUAAGAAGACUCAGGACGGCAUUGAUGAGGUUAUUCAUGAUAUGGCCACUCAGAAAUCUAAUGAAUCUGGGCGGAGUCAGUUAAAAGUUAAUAAUUUCUUAACAAAAACUAAUAAAACUGACCAGGAAUAUGAACAAGAAGCUAUUUUAGUUCAAAAUAAUAACACUAAGAGUAAUAAUAUCAAGUUGAAGGAGGAUACAGAAAUUCCUGUAGACCGGACAGUCUCUAUUUUUGCCGAGCCUACUGACGAAACCCAAAGGAUUUCCUUUGGACCUGAAAAUUCACAAAUAGAUCUUGAUAUCAGGAACAAUAAAACUUUAAUUAAAUGAAAUGGACUACGAAAUCUUAAGCGUAAAUUUCGAAAGAGGAAUGUUAUCAGUGCUUUGACUAGGAAGACAGACUCUAUGAGUCGUACUAGACCAUCGACUGGGAGAGAAACUCUCUCGAAGAGAACCGCUAAGGCUUGUCCAAAGGAGAAUAACUUCAAAUCUGUUAGUGUGAUUACUGAAAAAGUUCGGUUGAAAUCCGGCAAGAGAAGACCUAAAACUGGGAAGCAACUCAGAAGUACUAACAUGUUGACGACCUGGACUGCAUUAGUAAAACCUCCGAAGAAAAGAUCAAAUGUUAAAGACCUGAAGACUUUGAAUCUCUGUAUGAAAGAAUGAGAUUAUAAUAUGAACAUUACUAAAUCAGAGAAGAAGUUAAUCAAUCAAGCUCAUAAUAGUCUUAAAGAAGACCUUGAAAACCAGAGAGAGGCUAUUGAGGAGUCCAAAGAAGUUCUUAAGCUGAGCAAGAAAUAUAUCGAUUCGUGUGUGAGGCAAUUUAGAAGGGACAAAAGAGCAUUUGUUUAUGGCAAAAACCCUAAGACAGCCCAUUACAUUCAGGAUAGAGGUAGAGGUGUUUACACUACUAUGGAAAGGAUCUCUAAACUUAAUCCUAAGUAUAUAAAUAUGGUAAAAGAGAUGAAGAAAAGAAUUGAUGAGGAAGACAAUAACCUCUUGCUCUUUUAA